ACCUGGGGCAAGGUCUAGCGAAGCAAUGGGAUGCGCUUUCUCUUCUUGUGCCGCAUCAGAGCGAGCACGAGGCGAUUGUCUUGGGAGACGGCACACAGCCAGUCGGGAGCGUUAUACUCCGUUCACUACUGUGAGAAAUGGCAACCCUGGUGCUGCUAAAGCAAAUGAAGGAGCAAAUAGAGCUGGACAAGCUGCCAGAGUCCAACCGAUUGCUGUUCCAAUGCUUCGUAUUGACGAGCUAAAAGAAGCCACCGAGAAUUUUGGUCCCAAGUCACUCAUCGGUGAGGAAUCCUAUGGCCGAGUUUACCUUGCGGAGUUGCGAAGUGGUCAAGCUGCGAUAAAGAAGCUCGACAAGAAUUCACAGCCUGAUCAGGAGUUUCUUGCUGAGAUUUCCAUGGUAUCGAGAUUAAAGAAUGAGAACGUUGUUGAGCUUAUUGGAUACUGUGUUGACGGACCACUCCGUGUUUUGGCGUAUGAGUUUGCAACGAUGGGCUCCUUGCAUGACAUACUCCAUGGGAGAAAAGGUGUUAAAGGUGCUUUGCCUGGUCCGGUGUUGGAUUGGACCCAGCGUGUGAAGAUCGUAGUAGGGGCUGCGAAGGGGCUCAAAUAUUUGCAUGAAAAAGUCUCUCCACCACUAAUUCACCGUAACAUCAAGUCCAGUAACGUUCUCCUGUUCGACGACUGCACAGCAAAGAUAGCCGACUUCAAUCUCUCCAAUAAAGCACCGGACACGGCCGCAAGGCUUCACUCGACUCGUGUACUUGGAGCUUUCGGCUACCACGCUCCAGAAUAUGCUAUGACAGGUCAGCUCACACAAAAGAGCGAUGUCUAUAGCUUUGGCGUGGUUUUGUUGGAGCUCCUCACUGGGAGAAAGCCAGUGGAUCACUCAAAGCCUCGUGAACAGCAGAGCCUUUUAACGUGGGUAAGUAGGCUGACAAGCUCAGUGGCGGUAUCUGGUACUUCAACGUGUUGUUUGAUCCGAUCACAGGCCACACCCAGACUUAGCGAAGACAAAGUCGAGCAAUGUGUGGAUCCAAUGCUGAAAGGAGAGUAUCCUGUAAAAGCAGCUGCCAAGAUGGCCGCUGUUGCCGCUCUGUGCGUGCAAUACGAGGCGGACUUUAGGCCAAACAUGGGCAUCGUGGUGAAAGCGCUCCAACCUUUGCUCACGGCCCGAGCUGCCGCUGCAACAGAGUAAAUUAUUUAGUGCUUACCAUCGCUGUCUUGUUCAUAGGUAGGCUCUCGGUUAUCAUUUUGUAAGUAUACGUACCACGAUGGCGCGGCUCUUUUAUCCCCGGGGAAGUUUGGUUUUCCUAACUGAUCCUAUAUCUUCCAUGUUGUCUACAAUGUAGCAGCAGAAGAAAAGAAAACGAAAAGCGAGGUGGUUUUGGUUUCUGGAUUUA
Molecule: messenger RNA, 1400 nt
Organism: Selaginella moellendorffii
Lineage: Eukaryota; Viridiplantae; Streptophyta; Lycopodiopsida; Selaginellales; Selaginellaceae
Product: pto-interacting protein 1
Exons: 6
Coding region: 26-1195 (389 amino acids)
Biological process (GO): protein phosphorylation
Molecular function (GO): protein kinase activity; ATP binding
Source: RefSeq, a predicted model, not a curated record